CAUUUGUGUUUGGUUCCAAAAUAGUAGAGUUUGUUCAUAUUGCAGAAUAUGUCGAUAAAAGAAGUUCCAGUGAUAGACCUUGGUUGUCAGAGCUUGACUGAAUCGACUUCAUCUUCUCUACUUAGAGCAUGCAACAAAUUGGGGUUCUUCUUCAUCAGAAACCAUGGCGUUUCAAAGGAGUUUUACGAGAAACUCAUCUCUGGCGCUGAUGAGCUUUUUUCUUCUCCCGAGGAGACCAAGCAACAACUGAAAAUGGGAGUUUCCUCGUACACCCCGAGAUUUUUGGUGUCGCCUUUCUUUGAGAGCUUCAGGGUUUCGGGACCUAACUUCUCAGCCUCUGCUGCUGCGCAAGGUUUCACUCAAUCCCUAUUCGGCCACCAUGCUACUGAAUUCAGCAAUCUUCUAGACGAAUAUGGAAGAAAAAUGAAAGAAGUAUCAAAAAGAGUAGUGAAGCUAUUACUAAACGUCUUGGGAGAUAAUAUUGAAAAUAAAUUCUAUGAUCCCGAGUUUAGCAACUGCAAUGGCUACCUAAGAAUAAACGGCUUCACUCCUCUAGACAUGAAUGCCGAAGAAGAAAUUGAAGUGUUCAAGAAACACACCGACCUCAGCUACGUAACGAUAGUGUUCCAAAAUGACAUCAGGGGGCUACAAAUGAGAUCGAAAGGAGGCGACUGGAUCGACGUAAGGCUGAGCGAGGAUGGUAUUCUUGUGGUGAACAUUGGAGAUUAUAUGGAGGCUUGGAGCAACGGGAGGCUGAGAUCUGCCGUACAUAGAGUUGUUUUAAGGAAAAAUAUUAUGAAGAGAUUCUCUAUCGCUUUCUUAUCAACACCGGAAGAUGAAUCUAGAGAAAUAUAUGCACCGAGUGAAGUCGUUGGAGAAGGGAAAUCAAGACUUUACCGCUCGUUUUCAGUCCAACAAUAUAAGCAUUUUAGGGAAAACAAUUACGAGAAAGUUGGAGCCACGAUUAAGGAUUUUGUUGGAAUAUGAUGUCGUUGGAUUAUUUCUUCCGAUUCGACUACAACAAAAAAAUAUUAAAAAUAUUAAAUUAUCGAUAUUUGG
Messenger RNA from Cucurbita maxima (winter squash), 1059 nucleotides. RefSeq names its product gibberellin 20-oxidase-like protein. Bases 49 to 987 code for a protein of 312 amino acids. The record is from RefSeq and is a predicted model, not a curated record. The transcript is spliced from 2 exons. NCBI's taxonomy places the organism in Eukaryota, Viridiplantae, Streptophyta, Magnoliopsida, Cucurbitales, Cucurbitaceae. Gene Ontology annotation, molecular function: dioxygenase activity.